AUGAAGAAAAGAUGUGUGGCUCGGACGGAUGAGACGGAGGUGUGUGGGUUACUGUCGCUGCCAGAUGAGCUGGCUCUGGACAUCCUGGCUCAGGUGUCGAGACUGGACCUCAUUGCCCUAGCUAUAGUCUCCAGGAGACACCGGUACGCCUUUGAAAACCAUAAACUCAGGGCCCUGAGAUAUCAUAUGGGUAACACCGACCCAUACCUGUACGUGUUCAUGCACAUGUAUCCAGAUCCAAGCCCACGGUGGUUCGUCCUCCACCCCGUGCAACGUCGGCUGAAACCGGUCCAUCCGUGCUCGAUUCCGGCCCCGGAAGCAGGGUCCUGUUUCGUGGUGACUGACUGGGGGAUCUAUACGAUCGGUGGACUCGUGGACGGCAAACCCACAUCGCAAGUCAUGUAUUUCGACUGUAUCAACCACGGGGUGUUCCGCGUCUCGCCCAUGAAGAUGGCUCGAAGCGGAGCAUCGGCGAGCCUGAUUGACGACAAGAUAUACGUGUUUGGAGGGUGCUGGGAUGUCGCUGACUCCUCAAACUGGGUAGAGGUGUAUGACAUCGAAACCGGGACUUGGGAGUCCUUGUUUGUGUCUUCCCCGAAGACUCCCCUCAAGAUCCAGCAAAGCGUGGUGCUAGACGAGAAGCAGGCUUACGCGGUUCUGGAGGAGAAGCAGGUUUACGCGGUGGAUGAGGAUGGUCAGUUCUUUUCCUUCUCGCCGAGUAAACGUGAGUUUGUGGCGGACGGAAAAACAGACCCUAACCAAGAGUACAGAAACGAUUGGCUUAUGUUCGAGGCGUUGUUCUGCCGUGGUGUCGGCGGGAGAAUACUGUGGCGUUUGCCGUGCGAGCUGGAGUGGAAGGAAGUGAAGGGGUUGGAAGAGCUCUGUGGUUAUGAGCUCAUCAAAAUCUGCCUCUACUCUACAGAGAGGUUCGCCGUCUUGUGGAAAGCCCCGGAUCAAGGUCCUGGUCAGGUUUUGGAGCUUUGGUAUGGCGAGAUUUCACUGACGAGGCGCAAGGAAGGCGAGGCAUGGGAGGUUUGGGGGAAAGUUGAGUGCUCCGCUGCUGUCCUCUCGGACUCAUCACGUACUGGCUUUAACUUGUUAUACGCUGCUUCUGUCCAUGUCUGA
Molecule: messenger RNA, 1125 nt
Organism: Thlaspi arvense
Lineage: Eukaryota; Viridiplantae; Streptophyta; Magnoliopsida; Brassicales; Brassicaceae
Source: the annotation of a GenBank genome assembly